UUCCGUUGCUGUGGUGAUGACACUUGAGCAGAGAGGGGCUAACGGCUUCAGGCUUUUGUUUUGCUAACGAUAAUAUAGCGUGUCUGCGGCUUUCUCACGUGUUCUUAAGGUAGAGGAACGGCAGCACUGUGUUUUUGUCACCCUUACUUAAUGCACGACGUGAUAAGACGCGUGGUUUUAAUAUUUAUCUAAUUUAUUCCGCGUCGUUACCCAGUUUAGCUAACCGGCGGUUUUCGGACUCGGUUUCCCAGCAUGCUCUGCUUUAUUUGGUCUCGUCGCUGAGCUAUGAGAGAGAGAGAGAGAGAGAGAGAGAGAGAGAAAGAGCGAAGGAGAGGAGAGGAGAAAUCCCUCCAGACACGACGGCCAGCAUGUCAGAAUGAAAAUACCCAUCCUGUCACGCCGCCUCCGCUCCUGGAAACAUAUCUUUAAGGCCUGAUUUUUGCAGCUUUGCUGGCUUCACGCAAGUGAGAGUGUGUGUGUGGUGUGUGUAUGAGUGUGUGUCAUUCAUCAUGGCCUCAGAGAAUGUGACCUUGGAGAAUCAGCUCCACAGUGCCCAGAAGAACCUGCUGUUUCUGCAGCAAGACCAUGCUACCACACUGAAAGGCCUUCAUGCUGAGAUACGCCGCCUACAGCAACACUGUACAGACCUGACAUACGAGCUGACAGUCAGGAGCUCAGAUCCAAACGACAGUGGUGAGGCACGGUGCAGGGAGCUGCAGCAGCGCUGUGAGGAGCUGGAGGCUCAGCUGAAAGCCAAAGAGCAGGAGAACGCAGAGCUGCUACGUGAUCUGGAGCAGAAGAAUGCCAUGAUCUCUGUGCUGGAGAACACCAUCCGCGAGCGUGAGAAGAAGUACCUGGAUGAGCUGAAGCUGAAGAGCCACCGUCUAGCAGUGCUGUCUGGCGAGCUAGAGCAGAGAGCCAGCACCAUCGCCUACCUCACCUCGCAGCUCCACGCCACUAAAAAGAGGCUGCUGGCUGGCAGCUCAAGCCCUGCGGUCAGCCCUAUUGGCUCCUUUAAACCUGCCCCACCCCCUGAUCCACCUGCUAAUGCCUCAGAUGCCCGGCAACCGGACACUCCACGCAGACGCAUGCGCAAAAGCUUGUCUCAGCCUCUGCACUCCGAAUACACUGAGCUUUACCGGCUCGGGACGUCCGAGGGGCGCAGGGUCGUCCUGAGAGACACGGUGGACGCCAUGCCAGACCCCACUCCCUUUCUGCAGGCCCGAGAGACCCCUGCUAAUUCAUUAGCUGAAGCACAGCCGCUGCUACGAGAACGCCCUCCAGUAAUCCCGCCUAUCACAUCCCAAACCACUCCCUCUGCCCCAUCAAGCCCCGCCCACCUCCCAGCAUCCCCAAGCCCCAGGGGCAGCCCUGCGCGGGACGGGCGGAACCGAAGCCCCGUCCAUAUAGGCGUGGCCCACAGGAUCAACCGCUCACCCAGUGCUGGGGGGGGGGCAGCCCGGGCUCAUCCUGAGGUGGAGACGCUCGCAGUGGAUCAGGUCAGCGCUGAGAAGGUGGUCCGCAAACGAUCGGGAACCGAUAGGACUGUUUAAGACUGAGAUGCACACACAGACACACACACAAACACACACACAGGCACAUAUAGUACACUAUCAAAUGUACAGCCAAGAAUACGUCUAUAUCUCAAACCAUCACAAUAUGGGCAGACCUGUCUUAAAGCAAUGGUCAUACAUCUAACAGACAUCCCCUUUAACAGACUAAACAUGUUUGGUGUCUGAAGGUUGAUACUAUAGUUUUCUAUUGGAGCUUUGGGGUUAAUGUAAAGUAUCGAUAAUAUCUUGUUUAUAUCAGCGUCAGAAAGACGCAUGGAAAUUUACUUGUGCUCUAAAAUAAUAGCAUUUAAUUUAUUUUAUUUAUUUUGCACAUUAGUAACCAUUUUGUUCUCUGUAAGGUGGAUCCAAAUCUGGAAAAAGCAGCUCUGGAAAAAAAUUUGAGACCUUCAGUUUAUAAAUCAGUUUCUCUGAUUUUGCUAUUUAUAAGUAUAUGUUUGAGUAAAAUGAACAUUUUAGUUUUAUUAUAUAAACUACAGACACAUUUUCUCCCAAAUUCCAAAUAAAAACAUUGUCAUUUAGAGCAUUUAUUUGCUAAAAAUACAUUUAAUAAAUUUCCACGAUUAUUUCCACCCACUGUGCUGGUGGUAAUGCCUUCUAUGCAUAUUAACGAUACAACCAUGACUUUGUGGAUCAAGAAAUCUCAAAUGCACAAAUUGCACAACUAUACUCAUCAAUCAGGCUUCUCUCGAACUUGCGUUACCUUGCCAUGAGCUAGCACAGAGGCCAGUGUCCAGUCUCACUCACUAGAUAACACCUCAAACAUAUACAGUUGUUGAGGGUACGUUGAAGUAACACUUUGUGAAGAAAUUACUUGAUGAUGUGUCACACUGCUGUUUGGCAUGUUACUGUAUAAUAUACUGUAUUUUUCGCACUAUAAGGCACACUUAAUAUCCUUUAAUAUUCUCAAAAAUUUUACCAGUCAGGUUGUAAGGAGCAGUAAAGCUACUCCACUGACAUACAGCUUUAUAAAAGAGUUUCAGUUUAGUUUUCCAGCAGUAUUAGAUGCUAACCGUGCAAAGCUCUAGCUCUUUGGCUGUCCAGAGGUGAGUAUUAUCGGCCUGUACUCUGCUGCUAACCCCGGAUAGCACUGCUGGAGCAGUAUUAGCAUUAGCUGCUAACCACAGCACUAGCUAUUUUGCUGUUUAGAGGCGAGUAUAUCAACUGUAGUCUGCGUGUUGACCGUGUUAAAACAAGCUACUUAGGACAAACUGCUAGCUAAUAUUGCCCUGACUUACUGGAACACUCAGGGUUCCUCAGUUUAGCGGUAUCGGGUGACAUUAGCCUCUAAUUGCUAGCUAGUGCUUCAGCUUUAGUGGAAACCUGUAAAUCUAUGCUUACUGUAAAUGAACGGAAGCACAUUACUCACCCAAAUAAACAGUUUUCAGGAGAGAACAUGCAGCGCUCGUUUGACUUGUCUGACUCAUCUUAAAUGUUUUUUUUUUUAGAAACACAGUUUUGUUUACUUAGCUUAGCUUUUAAAGGAAAACAUGACGACACCUCUUUUUCUACUUUUAGUUACUAGUGUCCUAAAAAAUGCACUUUAUAAUCCAGUGCGCCUUAUGUAUGCAAACAGACCAGAAAAUAGACACUUAUUGAUAGUGCGCCUUGUAAUCAGAUGUGCCUUAUAGUGUGAAAAAUAUGGUACAUAAAGAAUAUUCACAUACUAUGCAGGAGACCUCAACAUAUAUUUACUUUUAAUGCUUUUUUAAAAUAUCUGCAAAAUGUAUUGUCUAAGAUGUAAUCAAAGUUAUUCAAAAUUUGAAACUGUGGUUCAUGGUAAAGACUCUCUUUAUUGUAGUGGUGAGUUAACACAAUUUUUUUUAUUACAUAUCUAAACCCACCAGUGAACCCAUGUGUGUCUUCCAAAUUUUAUAUGGAAAGUUAUUGGUGGUAUUAUAGUGUCUAAAAAGUCUCUUAAAAAUUUUUGUUUUUAUAUGGAUGACUUUUGGACUACUAUGCCACACAACACCCUGCAUCUAUCCCUCCAUAAUAAAUGUAUUUUUUAUUUGUUUAAAAUACAUUCCAGGCAACAAUCUUCACAAAACAAAUAGAAUGUGGAGUGUAUGGGAUUAGGCAGUGUAUACAUAGUCAUUUUAUUUAAUACCAUUUUGUGAGUGAGCUUUUAGAGGGAAUCUAACACAAGCUUCAGUUCACCACCAUUGUAAAAACAAAAAUGUAAUAUCAAGCCCACUUUAAAUAACUUUAAGAUUUUUGCAACUUAACAAAUUUAUUACUCAGAGUUUUUAUUUAGUGAAACUGACAAAAAAAUACAUAUAAGUAAUAUUAUAUCAAGAGUAUACUGUCGCUAUUAAUGCAAGAACCUUGCGUCUCCAAAUUUUACAGGAGAAGAAAACCCUUCUUGAGUUUAAAUGGAAACAUGCCUGGUUCAUUCAUCAUCAAAUUCUUACAUAGUGUAAAGAAUAACAAAAAAUGAAAAUUGGCAGGUUUUGUCUGGUUUUUGUGGGACAGUGAUUAAACAUUCAUCUUAUUUAACUGAAAUACAGACAUAAUGCACUUUAUUUAUCACUUCUAAUAUCCACAGCAUUGACAUUCCAUACUUUGGUCCAUGUUAUAGAUAUCUGUGAGUCAUACAUUCUUGAGCGAUGCCAUAGAAAAAACACUUUUGCUUCCAUUAAGAACCAUAUUUGUCGUAAAUGUUUUAAAUCUUAGACCUUUAAAAGCUUCUUCAUAUCCACACCCACACAGAUCUCUAUUCCAAACAUGCUUUUUAUUGAAUCAAAAGUGGUUAGUCUAUGUGAUGAUAUAUCUCUCAAAAAAUGAGCUGAAGCAACUUUUAUGAGUUUUAGGAGUGCUGUAUAAAAAACCACAUCUAUAGAGCAAAUCUAUUAGAGUUUACUAAACAUCUCCACACUUUAGGUAAGCCAUCUUUAUGGUAGCUGUACUUUAGUAGUUAGCUUCAUUCGCCUCACAGCUCCAGUACAAAGCUAAAGAAGCUAAACUUCUGACACUAAGCAUGGUUUGACUGAGGACCACAUUAGGUGUAUUAAGGGAUAUAUGAUGUAGUAAAUGUUGGGGAAAAUGCAUAUUUAUACAUCCAGGAAGCACUCUAUAGUCUCUCUCAUACACAAACACAAACAUAUCUCUCACUACAGUAUGGUUAGAAUGAUCAAACUGGAACACUAAUGUAGCUCGCUGUUAAACACACUGGAUGUCACACACUGGAACUUUAACUAAUACUACUGGUUAGAGUAAAGUGGGAAUACGGAAAGAUGAUAACGGAUGCCUGCUGCUAGCAAACCUAAUCGGAGAACAAGUGGACGAAAGUGGUGGAAAGCAUCACCUACUGUAUAGCCUCCUGCUUUUUAUGUAACACUGAGACACGUCCGAACAAACAUCUGAACAAACCAAGAACAGUCUGUCAUCUUCAACAUGUCCUUUAUUUGUGUGUUAAAUGUUGGAAAGGACUGCCCGCAUGCCAAACGUUUUACUUUUCAUCACCCCAUCACUCUCUUAUCAUUUACACCUCUCUGAUUUCCCGUCCUCUCGUUCCUUUCACACUGUUGAUCUUCUCAAGUGCAGAACUUUUCCACAGAGCCAAACCUCGUCGCUGCCUGCUGAUCUGAUGCGCAGAUACGUAUCCCUCCUCACUCAUAUUUAUUCAUGAGCACUGCAGUGGUAAUGCAGUUCAACACUGUCCUUCAGCCUCCACUGGUCCUCUGUACAGGCGUCUCACGUUAACACGCUUCAAUGUAGGCCCUGCUGCUUCACUACAUAUAUGCACACAUAUAAAGCAAUUUAUGAAAAAAAACAA
Messenger RNA from Astyanax mexicanus (Mexican tetra), 5346 nucleotides. RefSeq names its product coiled-coil domain containing 92 (gene ccdc92). The transcript is spliced from 4 exons. The record is from RefSeq and is a predicted model, not a curated record. The coding region runs from base 510 to 1553 and encodes 347 amino acids. NCBI's taxonomy places the organism in Eukaryota, Metazoa, Chordata, Actinopteri, Characiformes, Acestrorhamphidae.